Anisakis simplex (herring worm) is the source of this 270-nucleotide messenger RNA. The record is from the annotation of a GenBank genome assembly. NCBI's taxonomy places the organism in Eukaryota, Metazoa, Nematoda, Chromadorea, Rhabditida, Anisakidae.
UUGAGACCGAAAUUUGUGUUUGAGGUUCGUGAACUAUUCGAGAAGUCGCCAUCAGCACGGAAGCAGUUUGUAAGCAGUGAAAACGUGAAUCGUGUUGGUUUUGCGCAGUCAAACGAACAGAUUGCUGGACCGUCGGGAAUCAUGAAGUCCGCAUUAAAGCAAACGGCAACGACGAAUGGAAACACAAGAACGCUCCUUUAUCCGUCACUUUUUGGUGAACGACAAAAUCUUGAACACGAAAGAGGAAGACUUCGGGUAAUCAGUUGUUAA